This is a messenger RNA of Sclerotinia borealis F-4128, 1215 nucleotides long. The record is from the annotation of a GenBank genome assembly. NCBI's taxonomy places the organism in Eukaryota, Fungi, Ascomycota, Leotiomycetes, Helotiales, Sclerotiniaceae.
AUGAAUGAAUGCUCGAGAGUAUUUUAUGAUCGCACAAAACCUACUGAUGAACGACCCGAGGUUCUAGACAUCUUUGCCGAUGCAAUUGAUAAUAUUUCUGAGAUGAAGACCAUCGCAUAUGAGACCUUUUGGAGUCAUUUGGAAAAACUGAGCCGCCGAGGUGUUCAAAUAGACCCAGAACUAUCACGAGUCUAUCUCAAUAUUAACCCCGAGGGGGUCCUACUUAAAGAGGCACAUGAUAUUGUCGAAGAACCGGGAAUGAUGGCACGCAUCUAUGCCCAUCAGUUACAAGUUGCGAAUGAUUUUUCAAAAUCUCUGGAAAGUAUGAACGGACGAUCCGAGCCAAUGCAGGAAAUAGCUGAUGUUUUAUGUCAAAUUUUACUGGAGUUUCAGAAGAAUUCAUCCACUCGGAAUGGCCAAAUCAUGAACAGCACAAUGUCUGCUGCAAAGGUCAUAAGAAUUGAUCAAUCCACGAUUGAACGUUCAUUGGACCUCACCGACACCGUCUCGAACCAUCACACAGAAUUACACCAGCUUGAAGCUAGUGCUCGUGAGAUAGCAGACCAGUUACGUGAUCUGCUUACUCUCAAGCAGCAGCAGGCGAGCAUCAUCGAAGCAACGGCGGCACUAGAUCGAGCCGAUGAGAGCGUGAGCCAGGGACGCUCUAUUAUGGCUUUCACCGUUAUUAGCAUCAUAUUUCUUCUAAUGACCUUUGUAAGUAGCGUUUUUGGUAUGAAUGCGAAAGAGUUUACUGGAUCCGAUAACGCCGUUAUGGGUAUUAGGGAACAGUUCGAAUAUAUGUUUCCUGUCUCAAUCGUCGCGACACUGAUAUUCCUUGCCUCUGCAUUCGGAAGGGUGAAGUUAGCUAAGCUAGCCAAGAUUGUUUGCAUUAGCAUCUACCACUCAUUUGCCCUUUCUCUCAUCGCCUACUAUCGAUGGACCAACAAUAACAAAGCUAUGGACGCGGUUAUCAAGAACAUCUAUUCCUUUGAAAAGAGGAAGAAUUAUACGCUAAAGCAGGGGACUAGAGUAGAAGCCGCACACCGAAAACUUGCUGAAAUGAACACGAAGCUGAACAUAAUCAAACGCACAGUUGACACAGAACUGCCGGUUUUGUUGGACUUUGUUACAGGGCCCAUGGAAACUCACGAGGAGUUUUACCUCAAAUAUGGAACCAGGCGCGCCGGUUCAACGAAUGGAGAAAACAUCGUAUGA